AUGUCCUCUCAUAACGCAUCAACAGAAGGGAGCAAGUCUUCCCUGAAAAAGUCGGCCAUCUUUCUUCAGAACGCAUGUCUGCAACACCGAUACAUACGUUCGAAGGAUCUCUCUACUAUUGUGGAGCGACCGGAACGUCUGCGAGCCGUCAACAUAGGGCUCUCUGCUGCCAUCGCUCGCCUGGAAGGUCUUUUCCCUUUGGCCGGGGCCACACUAGUUUCAACUGACGUGAACGGCGAGCUCGAUCCCGCGGAUUUGGCCAACGUCAUGGACAAAUUGAAGAUUAGCUCGGAGCCUUCGAACGCUGCUUCGCUUGUUGAAAUAAUACAGAGCGAGACCACAACAAACUUAUUAAGCCACCCUGCUGUCAAGUACAUUCACGGAGAUAUUGAACGCGACAUCUAUCUGGAGAACUUGACUACCUGGGCUAAGGAGAGCCACAAUAAAAUAGCGAAAGGAGAAUCCGAAAUACCUCACGGCUAUUCUCAAGGCGAUCUCUAUUUGUGUCCCGGAUCUAUUGCAGCGAUCGAGGGGGCCGUCGGAACCGUCUGCGAAGCCGUGGACCGAGUAAUUUCAUCAAUCGGUGGGAAUAACCCAAACCCAAUACAUCGCGCCUUCGUUGGAAUCCGGCCACCUGGACAUCAUUGUGGCGAAGACACGCCAUCAGGGUUUUGCUUUGUGAACAACGUCGCCAUUGCCGCGGCUCAUGCUCAUCUUCAACACGGUAUUAAACGCAUCGUCAUAUUCGACAUCGACCUCCAUCAUGGGAAUGGAACCCAGUCAGUUGUGUGGCAGAUAAAUGAAGAGACUUACCGCCAAGUCCUGGAGUCAGAGGGCGGAGCGCCUAUUAAGAAGACCGGCCCAGAGCUCUACUACGGCUCGAUUCACGACAUAUUGUCAUAUCCCUGCGAGGACGGAAAAAUCGAACUGGUCCAGGCUGCGUCGGUCUCGCUUCACAAGUCGCACGGACAGCACAUCGAGAACAUCCAUCUUCAAACCUAUACCUCCGAAGAACAUUUCUGGAAGGUGCUUUACAAGGAGCAAUACAGCAAGUUAUUGACUAAAGCGGAGGAGUUCCUCGAUCACACUGGCGGACCCGGAGACGACGUUUUGAUCUUCAUCAGUUGCGGUAUGGAUGCUUGUGAACACGAAUACGAGUCGAUGUCAAGGCAUAAUCGCAAAGUACCAACAUCUUUCUACUAUCGCUUUGCCAGAGAUGCCUGUGUGCUUAGCGAUAAGUAUGCUCGAGGAAGGAUUAUAAGCGUCCUCGAGGGUGGCUACAGCGACAGAGCUCUAACGAGUGGUACUAUGGCCCAUCUUUCGGGCCUCGUCGAUGUCCCAGCUGGGGCGAAAGUUGAUGAAGAUUGGUGGAAAGUCGACAAUCUCAUCCAGCUCGAAUCUGCAACGAAGAAAAAGCGAGGGCGGCCCUCUCUCCCAGCCGCAAGUUCUGUCGAGCCAUGGCUCGAGCGCACUCUCGCUAUCUUCACCCCAUUGGACAUGGCGGCAGCUUCGGCUGUGGCAUCAGCUCCUCGGGCAUCCGUCCCUGUUCCUACCAGCACCAGGACGCUCCGCGAUCGUACGAAGGGCAAGAACGCUGUCACAAGGGAUUCUCCUUCGAAGAGCGUCGGAAAGUCUAUUUCCUCAGCGUCGGUGACAUCUUCAAGAGCAACGCAAGCCGAAACUUCGGCGAAGAUUGAGUCGGUGUCAGGCCGACUUCCAAACAGCAACAACGAACGGACCUCCUCCAACAGCAGCCCUCUUUCGAGCCCAAGCUCGACAGAAGACGAGGCUCGCGUCACGAAGAAGAUCCCAAGGGUUAUACUGAAGCUUGGGAAGCCGCCGGAGGCCAAUUCGCAACAAGUAUAA
Messenger RNA from Cyclocybe aegerita, 1866 nucleotides. The record is from the annotation of a GenBank genome assembly. Lineage: Eukaryota; Fungi; Basidiomycota; Agaricomycetes; Agaricales; Hemipholiotaceae.